Molecule: messenger RNA, 1251 nt
Organism: Lobosporangium transversale
Lineage: Eukaryota; Fungi; Mortierellomycota; Mortierellomycetes; Mortierellales; Mortierellaceae
Product: Septin-type guanine nucleotide-binding (G) domain-containing protein
Exons: 8
Coding region: 221-1108 (295 amino acids)
Biological process (GO): cytoskeleton-dependent cytokinesis
Cellular component (GO): cytosol; cell division site; septin complex
Molecular function (GO): GTPase activity; GTP binding; molecular adaptor activity
Source: RefSeq, a predicted model, not a curated record
CAUGAACCUUGUCCCCACUGGUGUCUGGUUACUGUCCUCCAUCGUCCCAUCUCAUCAUCUCUUUCUCUCUCUUUCUCUCUCUCUCUUUUCUUCUUUCUCUCUUUUCCUUCCAUCUCAUCUUACCAUCCUUCUCAUCUAUACCUCAUAUUCACUACAUCUUAAUUUCUCAUUUUAAUCUCAUUUACUUUUCUUCAAGUUCAUCUCUACCCUAUAACCAACCAUGGCACACCGCAUUGGACGCAGAAAGAAUGUCAAAAAAGGAUUUCAGUUCACCCUGAUGGUUGUCGGUGCCUCCGGUCUUGGCCGUACAACCUUCAUUAACACGCUCUGUGAUGCUGAUGUUGUCCCAAAGCGUGAGUGCGACGAGCCAGAGAUGGCUCACGUUGAGGAGAAUAUCAAGAUCAAGCCUUACACUGUUGAGCUUGACGAGGAUGGUGUCAAGAUCUCGCUCACAGUCGUUGAUACCCCAGGUUUUGGAGACAUGAUUGAUAAUGAGUACUGCUUCCAAGAAAUUCUUGGAUACUUGGAACGACAGUACGAUGACAUUUUGUCGGAAGAGUCGAGGAUUAAGCGUAAUCCCAGAUUCCGUGACAACCGUGUCCAUGCUCUUCUCUAUUUCAUCACCCCCACUGGUCACAGCUUGAGAGAGAUUGAUAUCGAGUUGAUGAAGCGUCUCAGCCCCAGAAUCAAUGUUAUCCCUGUCAUCGGCAAGGCUGAUACUUUUACUCCAGUAGAAUUGGCAGAUUUCAAAAAAAGAGUUAUGGAGGACAUUGAACACCACAACAUUCCCAUCUACAACUUCCCAUAUGAUCCCGAAGAAGAUGACGAGGAGACUGUCGAAGAGAACAGUGAGCUCCGUAGUCUUCUUCCUUUCGCUUUAAUCGGAUGCGAGGAGGAAAUCAUGGUCAACGGUCGUAAGGUUCGCGGUAGGCAGUACCCAUGGGGUAUUGUCGAAGUUGAUAACACCCAGCACUGUGACUUUGCCAAGUUGCGCUUUGCUCUUUUGAGUUCGCACUUGCAGGAUCUGAAGGAGAUUACUCACGAUUACUUGUAUGAGAACUACCGUACCGAGAAGCUGUCUCGCAGUGCCGAGAACUUGUCCGAGUAGACGCUGGAUGUCAACGCGGGAUGCAAGUUCUUCUCCGUUUCAUUUUUUUCCCCCCUUCCGUUCCUUCACUACUACCCUUAUUAUUUGAUCCUUAUACAAAAAUAAAGUCUCCUAAUAUCCUUUUGACAGAGAAAUAGUCUCGG